Messenger RNA from Plasmopara halstedii, 150 nucleotides. RefSeq lists its product as uncharacterized. Lineage: Eukaryota; Oomycota; Peronosporomycetes; Peronosporales; Peronosporaceae. The record is from RefSeq and is a predicted model, not a curated record. The transcript is spliced from 3 exons. The coding region runs from base 1 to 150 and encodes 49 amino acids.
AUGGGGUGCUGUGCACCACGCGCAGAGGAGGCUCUGUGUGUAUGCGUGACUGUCAACUCAAGCACAAGUUCGAGGCGUCCGGCAGAAGACAUCCACGACGUGAAAUAUCCUUUGUCGGCCUGCAGUAUGCUGUUGGAUUGCUGCGGUUAG